Molecule: messenger RNA, 546 nt
Organism: Malassezia pachydermatis
Lineage: Eukaryota; Fungi; Basidiomycota; Malasseziomycetes; Malasseziales; Malasseziaceae
Product: transport protein particle complex subunit
Exons: 7
Coding region: 1-546 (181 amino acids)
Biological process (GO): endoplasmic reticulum to Golgi vesicle-mediated transport
Cellular component (GO): TRAPP complex; cytoplasm; nucleus
Source: RefSeq, a predicted model, not a curated record
AUGCUGGAAGAUCGUCAAUAUAUCGAUAAUGCCAUGUAUUUUAAAGCUAUUGACCAGGUCAAUGAUUGGAUCGUGUCUCUCUUCCUAGUGCCUGGAGACGUGAAAUUGAUCCUCUUGCACCAGCAUAAACAUGAGGAAGGGAUCCGCCUCUUCUUCACAGAGGCAUGGGAAUUGUGGCUCAAGAUCAUUAUGAAUCCAUUCCAGGAGAUUGACAAGCCCAUUCAGUCCAGCUCUUUCGACACGCGGAUACGCGCCAGCGCGAGGAAGCAUCUAUACCCUCGCAGUCAGCCGACGCCAACCAUGUCGUCCUCGUAUAUGGUUAUCUUUAAAUCGAAUGCGACAAAGGCCGAUGUCGACGAUAUCGUGAAUGAUGUCACGACGCAAGGGGGUACUGUGCGGCAGCGCUACGAUGCUGAGUUUCUUCGUGGCUUUGCCGCUGCUAUGCCCUCAGCGUAUGCACAGCGAUUGCUAGCCGCGACCAAAGAUGGUCAACAUCCAACAAUUGAAUAUAUGGAGGCUGAUCAGUCUGUGUCGACAAGCACAUAG